Molecule: messenger RNA, 2110 nt
Organism: Cottoperca gobio
Lineage: Eukaryota; Metazoa; Chordata; Actinopteri; Perciformes; Bovichtidae
Product: monocarboxylate transporter 12-B-like
Biological process (GO): creatine transmembrane transport
Molecular function (GO): transmembrane transporter activity
Source: RefSeq, a predicted model, not a curated record
GAAGCAAUGGCAGUCACCAAGGAGGAGAAGCUCCAGGGAGGCAGGAGGGCGUCGGGGGUCACGACCCCGCCGGAAGGUGGCUGGGGCUGGAUGAUCGUUGCUGGCUGUUUCCUCGCCACCAUCUGCAUCCGGGCAGUGACCAGAUGUGUUUCUAUGUUCUUCGUGGAGUUCCAGCUGCACUUUGAGAAGGAUUAUUCCACCACCGCCUGGAUCCACAGUCUGAUCGACUCCACCACCAUGCUCUGUGCUCCUCUGGGUGGUUUCCUUGGGAACCGUCUCUCCUGCAGAGCUACAGUGAUCCUGGGAGGUCUGCUGUCGUCUGCUGGUCUGGUCCUCAGUUCCUUCGCUUCCAGUCUGGAAUAUCUGUACAUCUCCCUGGGCGUCCUCACAGGUCUUGGCUUUGCACUCAGCUACACACCAGUUGUAGCGAUGGUUGGGAGUUACUUCCAUGAGAGGAAAGCUCUGGCCUAUGGCAUCGCCAUGUCUGGAAGUAGCAUUGGGACCUUCAUCCUGGCUCCUGUAGUCCAACUGCUCAUCGAGUAUUACUCCUGGAGAGGAGCUCUGCUCAUCCUGGGAGGAUUUGUUUCCAACCUGUGUGUCUGUGGUGCUCUGAUGAGGCCGCUGGAACCCAGAAGAAGUGAAAGGACCUGGAAGAACAAUAUGGCAAACCUGGAGGAAGACUGCGUUCCAACAGCGCUGGUUUCCAAAGACACUGAACAAGUUCCUUUUAAUUGCAGCCAAGUGGAGCCAAAGCAGCUGGAGAUCAGCAGCCUCAUGGAUACCCAAAGGCUACUCAUAGCCAAUGGAGCCCUCAAAAACUUUGGAUUUAGAAACCACAAACUAGUUCAGGGGAACAUGGCGCUGCUAUCAAGGUUGAACCCGCCUGAUCCAAAUUUAAAAGAUCUAAAGGUAGCUGAAUGCAUUUUAUUUAGCAACAAGCUAACAGAGACAAUGCUAGGGGACAUCAAACUCUCAGAUCCUACACUAGCAAACGGUAGCACAAUUGAGGACUUGGAAUUGGUGGAAAGCAGGAACUUGAUCAACAAGACAGAUGUCAUGGAUGCUAAGAUAGAAGACUCGGGUCCCACUGAAGCCAAACCAACAGAUGCCUAUCGCUCACAUGCAGAGCCUUUAGUGAGCACAAACACCUCGCCCGGAGGUCUCUGUUUUCGUCUCAGGUCCAGGGAGGAGUUUGGAUUUCUCCUGACGCCGGACUUCAUGUUGCUGUCUUUGUCCUUCCUGUUUCUUGCUUAUGGCUGCAGCGCUCCAGUAGUUUAUCUGGUCCCUUACGCCCUCAGCAUGGGGCUGGAGCACAAGCAGGGUGCCUUCCUCAUGUCCAUGUUCGGUGUCAGCGGCAUUAUGGGUAACCUCACCUUUGGAUGGAUCACGGAUAAGAAGUGUCUGAAGAGGUAUCGCAUGCUGAGCUACAUGCUGGUGAUAGUCAUGGAGGGCCUCUGCUGUAUGUUCAUCCACCUCCUUCACUCCUUCUCCCUCCUGGUCCCAUUUUCCGUCCUCUACGGGUACUUUGACGGGGCAUAUGUGGCGCUCAUCCCAGUGGUGACGUCUGAUGUCGUGGGCCCCACCUACCUGACCUCCGCUCUGGGUGUGGUCUUCUUCUUGCAUGCCAUCCCCUACCUGAUAAGCCCACCAAUAGGAGGUUGGUUAGUAGACAGGACGGGGAACUACGCAGCGACCUUCUUUCUCAGCGGGGCGUCCUUCAUGUUCAGCUCUCUUGUUCUAGCAGCUGCCAUGUUGGUCAGACACUGCCAGAGGUCCAGGUCUAACUCUGCUGCACACGUAGGUCCCAAUCCCACUGCUGCUGCAGCUCAGCAGAGCAUCGUAUGACAAUGACAAUCAAGAUGCUGCUCCUCCAUUUGCUUGGAUGUUCACCUCAUACCUGCCGGUAUGUUCAGGUGCAUCAUCAGGCUGAUGUGUUCGGGACACAAGACCUCAACCGCUGUUAGAAUUUUUAAAGAGACAAUGUUGUAAUUUUGAGAUUACACAGAUUAUGUUGUACUGACAUAUUCUUUCAAUAAGAGUUUUCUGUUUGUCUUUUAAUGUGGAUCUUUUGUUUUGUAAAACCGAAGGGCAUCCGUACUUCAUGGUAGCU